This is a messenger RNA of Penicillium crustosum, 435 nucleotides long. RefSeq lists its product as uncharacterized. Lineage: Eukaryota; Fungi; Ascomycota; Eurotiomycetes; Eurotiales; Aspergillaceae. The transcript has a single exon. The record is from RefSeq and is a predicted model, not a curated record. The coding region runs from base 1 to 435 and encodes 144 amino acids.
AUGAGUGUUCCUCAAAAUUCCUUGCAGAAACGUCGAGAACGUCCGUCAAAAGGACCCGAACACGCAGUCUUAAGGGAAAUAGCCUCCACACUGCUAAAAUUAGAUUUUUCGGCUUUGCGGACUCUACAAGAGCACAAAAAGUCCAAAGAUUACCAAAAGAUUUUCGUGGAUUUCACUGUAGGCAAUCUCGCCAACAUCAACCAUGACGAUCGUUUGCAAUCUAUUUACCGCGCAAUACGCCGUCAUGUGGCAACGCUCUCCGAAGAGAACCUUUAUGAGAUAGUAUCGAAGCCCUUCAAAGGUGACUUUUAUCGUGAGAUGAUUUACCUGGCGAUUCAGGCUUUUGAGGAUGCUUUGGAAUACGAGAAUUGCGAGCUGAUGGACAUGCUGAUCCACGGUGAUGCCCCCCCCGGUUCCUUCCGAAGCAGUCCAUGA